Molecule: messenger RNA, 2961 nt
Organism: Monascus purpureus
Lineage: Eukaryota; Fungi; Ascomycota; Eurotiomycetes; Eurotiales; Aspergillaceae
Source: the annotation of a GenBank genome assembly
AUGGAGAGAGGUAUUAUACAUAGGUUCGAGAAAUCUCUUUAUGAUCUGAUCAAAGGUCUUCGAAACCAUAGAGGCGCAGAGGAUGAAUAUAUUCAGGAUUGUCUGCGAGAAUGCAAGGCCGAGGUCAAAUCGCAAGACAUGGAUAAGAAAGCAACAGCUGUUUUGAAGCUGAUAUAUCUUGAGAUGUUUGGUUAUGACAUGUCAUGGGCUUCUUUCCAUGUACUUGAGGUCAUGUCAUCUUCAAAGUACUUGCAGAAAAGAGUUGGUUAUGUGGGCGCAGCCCAAAGCUUUCGACCAGAUACAGAGGUAUUAAUGCUGGCUACAAAUUUGUUAAAGAAGGAUUUGACAUCUUCCAAUAUCCUUAGUGUGUCACUCCCCCUUGUCACACUUCCACACAUUAUCAGCCCUUCACUUGCAAUGUCAUUGCUCCCGGAUAUCUUGGCUCGGCUUUCACACAGUCAUGCCGCCACCCGGAAGAAGGCAAUUGUGUCGCUUUAUAGACUUGCUUUGGUCUAUCCUGAUGCGCUUAAGCUAGCAUGGCCCAGAAUUAAAGAUCGUCUCAUGGAUAGUCAGGAAGAUGGAAGUGUAACAACCGCUGUUAUCAAUGUUGUAUGUGAACUUGGGUGGAGAAGACCAGGCGACUUUCUUCCCCUUGCACCGAGAUUUUUCGAUUUGCUGGUAGAAGGUGGGAAUAAUUGGAUGGCUAUAAAAAUAAUAAAACUUUUCGCAGCUUUGACUUCGGUGGAACCACGCCUAGUUCGGAAGCUUCUCCGACCGUUGACAAAUAUAAUACAGACGACUACUGCUAUGUCCUUAUUAUACGAGUGUAUAAACGGCAUUAUCCAGGGUGGAAUUCUAGAUGGUGAUGAUAACCUGCGAGAAAAGGAUGAGAUUGCCAGUCUAUGUGUUGGAAAGCUUCGGGGCAUGAUUGUUAUGGAUGCUGAUCCAAACCUAAAGUACGUUGCACUUCUUGCGUUCAACCGGAUUGUAACAUCGCAUCCUACGUUGGUAUAUAUGCAACAGGACGUGAUAACAGAUUGCUUGGACGAUGAAGACGUUUCCAUUAGACUACAGGCGCUUGAGCUUGCAGUGGGCAUGGUUACCAGUGAAACACUUCAGUUCGUCGUCAAUCGUCUUGUUGAUCAACUACGCAAUUCCUCGUCUGGGUAUAAAAGCCAGCCAAGCCCUGAAGAUCCAAGCGCCGUCCAAUUAUCUAGUGAUUAUGGCCUGGAAGAAUCGACCAAGCUGCGGUGUCAAAGGACUUGCACUUCCCUUCCACUGCUAGGCGGCUAUAAGAUCGAAGUCCUCCAUCGAAUCUUGGACAUAUGUUCACGCAAUAACUAUUCGGAGUUGCCAGAUUUCGAAUGGUACAUCGAUAUUCUGGUACAACUAGUCUCAUUCUUGCCUCAAGCGAACCUUGAACGGUAUUCUUUGCUAUCUAGCACUUUCCGGGAUAUUGCGGAUGACUUUGAUGAAGACAAAGACAUUUCAUCGAGAAUGGGAUCAGAAAUACGCAAUGUCGCUGUUCGCGUGAAAAGUGUCCGAAUGGAAGCAACCAGGGCAGCAGAAUCUCUGCUCCUCAACCGAAGAGGACCAGACUCGGAUUUUAACCCUGAUUAUAGAUUUUUAGGUCCUAUUGCUUGGGUGGUCGGUGAAUACGCGGAAUUCCUUGCGUUUCCGGAGCGUACCCUACGGUCAUUGAUUGACAUUUCAAAUGUGUCUUUGCCGAUAGGGACUCUUUCUCUUUAUUUGCAAGCAAUCCCCAAAGUAUUUAUUCACUUUGUUUCUGGCAAUACGUCGGGGAACACUGAAGUGCUCCUUUUUUUGACCCGAAUUAUAGAGUUCCUUGAAGCACUAUCUGUCCACCCUGACCUAGACAUACAAGAAAGAUCUAUCGAAUUUCUCGAAAUACUACGACUAGCAGCAGAGGCUUUGCGUUCAGCAAACUGCCAGCCAGGAGAUAUGCCACUCUUGUUAUCAUCUGUUAUACCAAGCUUAUUCUCUGGACUCGAACUCAAUCCGGUUGCUUUCAGUGCCCAGAGGAAGGUUCCGUUACCUGAGAAGUUAAUUCUAGGGCAGGUUUUGAAUUGGAAUCUUUCUGGGCUGUUCGGGGGUCACUAUAGCUGCCCUCACGGGCUAAAGGAUAGGAAGAUUUUCCAUGACUACUAUUAUUCACGAGAUGCACCGGCCCUCUAUAACCAGUUCACAGAGCCUGUUCAAACAGGCAUGCAGGUGGAUUUGCCAUACCAAAAUAUCCCAAGUGGACCUGCAGAUGAGUCUGCCAUAGCAAAACGGAGGACAGAACGCAGAGAGCGUAACAGAGAUGAUCCGUUCUACAUAGGUAUAGACGACUCGUCUGGCAGGUCCACACCAUUCUAUCCUGCAUCUACCGCUUCGAACGGUGAGCUAGACGUGGAUUCUAUUCCCAUCAUUGACCUGACGAUAAAUGAAGGGAAACAGAAGAGUAUAUUUAAUAAUAGAAGGAAGCUCUACUCACGUUCUACCAAGGUUGAUGUUGCUGUGGAUGAAACAAUCGGAUAUGAUGAUUCGGCAGGGGCAUCUACAGCUUUUGGAAAUCUUAUCGAAUCGGGAAAGGUCAAAUCUUCUUUGCUACAGGUGGACUCGAGUAGCCUGAAGCAACUCUCACUGGAUGACGAAAAUCAAACGGGUCCUUUUGCAUCUCAGAACCGCACAAGAAGAAACGAUGAAGUGGAUAUGGCUAAAGCAAUGCAUGAGGUAGAGAAGGCCCGGUUGGAAAUGCAAAGAGAAUCGGAGAGGAUAAAUUUACAAGGCAUUCCGGCUGAAGGGACUCUCAUAAAGAAGAAGGCUAGGAAGAAUAACAGGAAGCACAUAACAGCAGCCGGGUCUGAGAGUUUGGGCGGUGAUUCUCACAGCUCCCAACAGCCUUUGGACUCGGGCGGCGUUACGCAAAAGAAAAGGGGGAGGAAAUGGGGGAAUUGA